Molecule: messenger RNA, 1371 nt
Organism: Phytophthora sojae
Lineage: Eukaryota; Oomycota; Peronosporomycetes; Peronosporales; Peronosporaceae
Exons: 4
Coding region: 1-1371 (456 amino acids)
Biological process (GO): regulation of DNA-templated transcription
Molecular function (GO): DNA-binding transcription factor activity
Source: RefSeq, a predicted model, not a curated record
AUGGAGGAUGCCGAGCCCGCGGACCUGCACGUGCGCAUCGAGAACGCCAACUACUCGGCCGAGCAGUGGCUGGAGAGCGAACCCCCGGAGCGCGCGGCGGCCUUCGAGGCGCUGGAGCAGAUGCUGGCGCUGCAGAGCGAGCAGACAGACUGGACAUUCAAGGUGUUCAAGUGCAUCGUCAAGCUCGCUGUUGCCGUCGUCGCCGCUGCUCUUGGCCAGCGUCGCGAGGAGCUGCUGGGUAACGCCAAGACGGCGAACAAGAAGCUUGUGUCCAGGAGCGCUAGUGCAGGAGUCGACACGCAGCGGCCGGUGGACCUGGCCCCGACGCGACCAGGCCAAGACUCGCCACUCGCCGACUUGCCUCGCAUACCUGAAGCUGCCUCCCCGUCCUCAAUGGCUAGCACGUUCAUGCCGCACCCCAAUACUCUAAAUCUGGCUGACGGCGUCGCACUCCAGCGCGUGGCUCCACUACACGGUCAGUUUGACAAUGACGGCAGCUUCUUCAGUCUCAAGCGACUCCCGCCACUUCGAACAGUCGCGCGAUUUGACUGCGAAAGCGCUUUCAGUUCAAUACCGAUCAAGGCGGAGGCUAUCGAAGCAGAAGCGACCGAAUCCAAGCCAAAUGCUGCAGCUUCUCGCCGAGAGCGGUGCCGCAUCAACCAGGCCAGAUACAGAAAACGGCAGCGCCAGCACGCCGACGAACUCGAUGAGAGCAUCCAGCAGCUGCAGAAGGAGAUUGAAGACCUCCAAGCCGAGCGACAGAUCAUCGAGCAGGCCACCUCAUCCACGCAGAGCGUGUGGGUUGUAGCGACGGACUACUUCCGACACUUCCGACAUGGAUUCACCGCGGCCCCUCCGAGUGUGGCGAACUCGCCGUUUGCCUCACAACCAUAUGAGCCGCACCGUCAACUGGAAUUCCUGCGGACGGCCAUGGCUGAGGACGUGACCGACGGUUGUCUUUGUGGUGCGGAGGCGUUGCUGGAGAACUGGAGACUCUUCACUCUUCUGCACGGCGACCUACAAGUCCAGCUCACAAGUCUGGAGCAGCUAUCCGGUGGCUCGCUGCUGGCUGCCACCUCGGUCACCCUCACUAUCAUUCAAAACACGGUCCUGCACCUGUACCCGCACCUGAUCAGGGUCGGAGCCAACGGCCAAGAAUGGUCUCCUCUCGCGUCGAGAAUGCUGAACCAACGUCUAGUGGUGCCAGGGUCUGUGCGCUUUGAUUGGGACAGUACGAGUGGGCGCGUUUCGAGACUCGAGUCGAAGCUCGAUAUGCUGACACCGAUGUUGAAGCUGCUGGGCAGUUUGGAGGCUGUCGCGUGUGUGUUUGGUCAAACUUCGAUAACCUUAGAGUGUCGAAUCGUUCAGUAA